Messenger RNA from Pieris napi, 3448 nucleotides. RefSeq lists its product as uncharacterized. The transcript is spliced from 5 exons. Bases 201 to 2714 code for a protein of 837 amino acids. The record is from RefSeq and is a predicted model, not a curated record. Lineage: Eukaryota; Metazoa; Arthropoda; Insecta; Lepidoptera; Pieridae.
CAUAUUAGGUAAUUGUCAAUAACAAAACAUUGACUAUCGCCGUUUGAGUUUUGACUUGAGUACAGAUUUGUCAAUUAUCAGAUUUAUCACUUGAAAGUUGAAUUUACGAAGUGCAAACUGUUUUAACAUUUUAUUGAGACUUAUAUAGACGAGAAUAAUAUAAUUAUUAAUUAUUUUAUGAUAUUAUUAAUGAUAGAGAAAUGCCUCCAAAGAAAACCACUUCCACCAGGUCCGUUUCUGGUGACAAAAAACCAACUCGCAGACGGAGAAAAUGUGUAGUCAAAAAGUCUUCCAAGGUUUGCAAGGAUGAUUUAGGUGCCGAUAUCGCGAUCAGUUGCAUAAAAGAUGUAAAACCAGUGACCAGAGGCACAAAAAGAAAAGUUACCCAAAAUAAAAUUGAAGCUGUUAACAAUGAGAAGGCAGCAAAUGACAGUAAAAAUUCUGAAAGAAACUCUUCCAAUUAUAAUCAACCUGUUGCUAAGAAAAGAAGAAUAACUCGUAAACUAGAAAUUAAGUCUACUAAGGUUACCAGAAAUUGUAAAAAAAAUCCUCAAGUUGAGAAACAAGGAAAGCGUGAUGUAAAAUCGAAAAUUCUGACAUUAAGACAUAAAGUAUUUCCUAAAGAUCUUAAAAUUGUAAGAACAUUUGUCAAUGAUUAUGUACCUGAUGAAGUUACUUCAGUAAAUGAUAUAAACUCAGUGAUGCCAACAAUAAAUACAACCACUAAAUGUUUUGAAGCUUUAACAUAUGAUCUUAAAAAAAAUCCAAUUGUAUUACUUGAAAACCUUGCUAUAAAUGAUAAUAGCAUUAAUAUAAGAGAUGAAUCUAAAAAAUCUUUGGAAAAUAAUAAUCAUUCGAAUAUUACUAAUGGACAAACUAAUUGUGGAAAUAAUAAUAGUGACCUCAGUUCUGAUGCUUUAUCGCAAGAUACUUUACCCAUUAGAGAUGCAUCUCAGGUAUUGGGAUUAGACCAGUUGUUAUUCUUAGAUAACUACAUAUCAAUGUUACACCAAUAUUCUGGAUUCAGCUCUGAAAAUAAUGUUGACUUUUCAAAAAAAAAAUUGCAACUAAAUGUACAAACACAAGAAUUAAAAAAUAUUACAUUUGGAGGACUACUUAGAAGUGACUCUUCUUGUGGUGAUUAUGUUGGGAAAGGAUCAAUAUCACUUCAAAUAGAUGAGAAAAAAUUAAACAACACACCUGAACCAAAUGCUAAAGAGCAAGUACCUGAAGCUGGUAUAGAAAGAUCGGAUUAUUACCCAGACAGUUUCAUUUAUACUGACGAUGAUGAUGAUGAUGACACUAUAUCACUUUUUGCUGAAAGCCUUUCAAGUUUUGAAACUAACCCUAUAAUGUCAUACAACUCUAAAGUAGGUAAAUAUGAACCUAUUGUAGAUAAUAGAGAUGAUACUGCCAUCUUCAAAAUCCCAAAACCAGUAGUACUUAAACAGUGUAUCCAGGUUUGUGAGAAACAAAAAGCUGACUCAACAUCAUUUGGAUUAUCUGAAGAUUCUGGUACAAAAGUGGAGUAUAUGAAACCUGAAACAAAACUCGACAACAUGUUUACUACUAAAACAACAAAAAGUCGCGUUUUAUCCCCGGUCUUGCAAGGAUCACCCUUACCAUUUACAUUUGUAAGAAGUGCUGUCUUUAGAGGCGUCUGCAUUUUCAACAUAAUGAAAAAUUGCAAGAAAAGCAGGUGCAAUUUUCCACACACUCUUCCGACACAAAGUUUUGUAAGUGAAAAGUUAGUUGAAUUGACUGAAGAUCAAUUCCACCAAGAAUAUCUAAUGGUAUGUAAGAAGGCUCAAUUAUUAAGGUUGUAUGGACUAGUAUAUAUAAAUGAAGGUAUUCGUCGAAAAUGUUCUAGAAUAGUAGUGGAAAUAACAUUAAAUGCUCUAAUUAUUUUUGAACAGACCCAAGAAAAGGUAAUAAUAACUGAAAUAGUGGAAAGGACAUUGUUAUAUUUGAAUCAAGUGAAUUUCAAUGAAAUUUGUGACUUGCUGAUAUCAGAGGUUAAACCAGGUGUUCAAGUGUGUGAUAAAUUUUUGGAAGUAAUAGGGCAAACUCAAAACUUCUCUAGGUUUAAAAUAGUAUUUGUGAAGUUGGCAAAGUUAAUGUGUGAACAAAAAAGGACUUUUAACAGUGAAACAGUGUCUCAGAUUGUAGAAAGGUUGUGUAUUUUGCCAUAUUCGUUUGAUUUGGCGCGGGCGGUAUUAGAUAUGUUGAAGAAGACUGAUACGGUAGUGUUUUGUAAUUCAAUGAUUACUGUUUUCGAGAGAAAACUUUUGAAAUUUGACAAUCAAUUGCAUAAAGAAUUUGUUAAGUUAAAAGACCAACCCAAUCAGUGCAUAGAUGAUGGUGAAACAAUGUGGAAUAUAUCUGAUAAUGCCAUCAGGUACUCUCCUGAUACAACAAACAGAGACAGUCUGGAUAGACAUGAGCAUGUGGAAGUCGGCCUACCAGACCAAUCUCAACAAAGUAGACCGCGUAGGCUAUAUCCUAAAUUCGAUUGGGGCUCUUCCAAUCCUAUGAAGCAACUCCCCAGAACAUUCAGACAAGUAAAUUAUGGACAACCUUCGAGUCUAAGACCCCAUAAUCCAUGGCAAAGACAGCCAAACCGGCAUGUACGUCCAACGCCACAUUUACCAUCUCUAAUUAACCUACGUUUUCCCUCACAAAAUAUACCUCGAAGGAAAGGGCCGUAUCGAUAGGUUGACUUUGUAAUUAAUAUGUAUAUUAAUUAUUAUGGUACAAUUGUUUAUAGCUCUGUGGUGAUAAGUGUCUGUGGUGUUACGUAUGAACUGUCUCUAUUAUCUUUGUAAAGUUUAUCAAAGUGUGCAUAGACAAAUAGAAUUUAAUUGUGACAUAUUUUUUUUUAUCUGUACCCUGAACACGAACUAACAAAUUGUCAAAAUUGUUUUAAAAAAAAUUUGUCUACUGAAUUCCCAUCAGGCAUAAAUUUUUGUUGUCAAGACAAAGUGUUGCUCAAUCUCAUCAAAUAAUCAUACAAAAUAAAAUUAAAUGCAAUGCAAAUUCAUACAUGUAAUAUUUAUUAAUUCCUAUUGCACUUUGUUCUAAAAUUUAAACAGCCAACAUACUAAACUGUAUAUACAUAUAUAAUACGCGUUACGGGUACUGUAUGUUUAUAUAAUAACUUGUUUUUUUCUAUAUUUGUUUAUGUGAUGCUUUAUGUAGAAAAAAGGUUCGAGGUUGUACACCAAAUAUCUGUAAAUAUUUUUAAUUUUGACAAGAUAAAACUAACCGUGUAUAAAACCUGGGACCUUUGCCUAGGAAGGAAUAGGUUUUAAUCUAUUAACAUGAUGUGAAUCUCUUUUCCUAUUUUUACAUUUAACUUCUGCAGUUUUUAAACACUUGACUAAAAUUGUCGGCUUAAAAAUUAACGAAAAUAUUGUUGUCUUUAUUACAUAAAAUUUAUAAGCUGUGA